Molecule: messenger RNA, 1021 nt
Organism: Hypoxylon fragiforme
Lineage: Eukaryota; Fungi; Ascomycota; Sordariomycetes; Xylariales; Hypoxylaceae
Product: CBD9-like protein
Exons: 2
Coding region: 40-660 (206 amino acids)
Source: RefSeq, a predicted model, not a curated record
CCAAGCCUGAGGAAACUACAAGAGGCUAACAUAUCCGCCAUGUGCGAACCCCACACUUCAGCACCCGAAGCCAGCGCAGACGUCUUCCGCGACCCCGACACCGGGUUCACGUUCUCGCAGUAUAACGCACCGAUCACGACGGGCUCAACCUCCAUCGCAAUGCGAAUAGCGAUCCCAAGCCCGGCACCGUCAGGCACGCCGUACGACGCGGUCAUUCAAGUCGUGGCACCCAUCUCCGCCGGCUGGGUCGGCGUCGCCUGGGGCGGCUCUAUGACAAACAAUCCUUUAUUGGUAGGGUGGGCGAAUGGUGCUAGUGCUGUGACGUCUAUGCGCCGGGCGACCGCCCACACAGCACCCACCGCCUAUACAGGCGCGACCCUGCAAGUCCUGAAAGGCGGCACCAAGACGAACGGGACGCACUGGCAGUUCACGGCCAAGUGCACAGGGUGCACGCAGUUCACGACAACGGGGACCACCACCAAGACCCUCAACCCGGCUGGCACCAACCGCCUCGCCUUCGCCUACUCCAAGGCCAAGCCCAGCCAGCCCGCCUCCGAGUCUAGCCCGAUCAAUGUACAUGAUCUGUUCAAUUACUGGGAGCAUGAUUUCGCGUCUGCGGGUAAUGCGGCGUUUCAGGAUUUGGUGGCUAAGAAUGCUUGAGGCUACCUUACGCCUAGGUAGGUAGGUACCGAAGGGGAAGGGGAACGUUUAGAUGAGGAUGAAAAGGGGGAGGAUGCUGAACUUGAAGAAAUAAAAUUUAACAACACCACUUGCUGCGUAUAUAGGUGCAUGGAGAUCAGGGAGAUAGAUGUAAGCAAGUACUGUCUUUUCCGCGUGUAUAUGUCCUUCACGACUUGUACAUAGAUUUAGUACCUAGGUAUCGGGACAGGAAGGUGUCCGUAUUCUUCCUCAUCUAUCAUACAUGCAUGCAUACAUAUAAGUUGAAUCUGUAAGAAGCACGUUUUUUCUGAGUUACAUCAUGUUCUGGGAUGACAUUUGAGGCUUAAAGGAUGGUAGAUAC